AAAUAUAGUGUCCUCCUUCACAACCAUCACAAAUCACUCAAGCAAUCAAACUUAUAUAACUUUUUCUUACAUCCGAUCGAGAAACAUAGCUUGUUCUUCAAAUUCAAAACAUUUGAAAUGGGUUUCCGUUUACCUGCAGCUAUUAGACGGGCAUCAUUAAGCAGUAGCCAAACAUCAUCUAAAGUAUCAAAUAUCCCAAAGGGCUAUCUUGCAGUGUACGUUGGAGAGGAAAUGAAGCGGUUUGUUGUCCCCUUGUCAUACUUGAACCAACCUUCAUUUCAAGACUUGUUGAGUCAAGCAGAGGAAGAAUUUGGAUAUGAUCAUCCAAUGGGUGGCCUUACAAUUCCUUGCAGAGAAGAUGUUUUCUUGAAUAUCACUUCUCGCUUCAAUGGACUAUAAAUCUACAACAACAAUAGAGACUGACAUAGAUUAGGAGAGACAUUUUGUACAAUAGUCAAGAUUUUUUUCCCUUCCUUAACUUUGGAAGGGUUAGUUAUCGAUUUGAAUGACAUAUUCAGGAACAGAUUAUUUGUUAUUAUACAUUUCUAAUCUUAAUGACACAAUAUAUUCAACAACUCAA
Molecule: messenger RNA, 580 nt
Organism: Trifolium pratense (red clover)
Lineage: Eukaryota; Viridiplantae; Streptophyta; Magnoliopsida; Fabales; Fabaceae
Product: auxin-induced protein 15A-like
Exons: 1
Coding region: 118-399 (93 amino acids)
Biological process (GO): response to auxin
Source: RefSeq, a predicted model, not a curated record